AGUUUGAGGCUACACUGCACACUUGCACAACCUGUCUUCUUCGUUUUUUCGGAGACUUUUCUGAAAGCCUGAAUUCCUAGGAAGAUUCAGUGGCUUUUGCUGUUGCUGGACACACGCAGUGCCCCACCACUGCGCAUUGCACCUUUAAGGGGACCAGGAAUGCUGCAGAAGCUGAAAUACAGUCAGGGGCUGCAACCUGGGUGGCAUAUCCCGUACUUCCCCAGUAUGUGAUCUGGACCAGGCCAUCAGAUUGGGCAACAUCUGGGUGUCCUUAUCUGGAGCUUGAGGAGGCGCUGCAGCCACAUCCCCGAGUCGGAGCCAACUGCGCCCAGCCGGGCACCCAGCAUCGCCCCGCCGGCAGCCUGCGGCCCGGGAGCAGACCAAGCCCAGCGACUACGCCUCUCCGCCGCCCGUCCCGGACACCAUGGCCAAGAACCGCAGGGACAGAAACAGUUGGGGUGGAUUUUCAGAAAAGACAUACGAAUGGAGCUCAGAAGAGGAAGAGCCAGUGAAAAAGGCAGGACCAGUCCAAGUCCUCAUUGUCAGAGACAACCAUUCCUUUGAGUUAGAUGAAGCUGCCCUAAACCGGAUCCUUCUCUCGGAGGCUGUCAGAGACAAAGAGGUUGUCGCUGUGUCCGUCGCUGGCGCCUUUAGAAAAGGGAAGUCCUUCCUCAUGGACUUCAUGUUGAGAUACAUGUACAACCAGGAAUCAGUCGAUUGGGUUGGAGAUUACAAUGAACCGUUGACUGGUUUUUCAUGGAGAGGUGGGUCUGAACGAGAGACCACAGGAAUUCAGAUAUGGAGUGAAGUCUUCCUUAUCAAUAAACCUGAUGGUAAACAGGUUGCCGUGUUACUGAUGGAUACUCAGGGAACCUUUGACAGUCAGUCGACGCUGAGAGACUCGGCCACAGUGUUUGCCCUUAGCACAAUGAUCAGCUCAAUACAGGUAUAUAACUUAUCCCAAAAUGUCCAGGAGGAUGACCUUCAGCACCUUCAGCUUUUCACUGAGUAUGGCAGACUGGCAAUGGAGGAGACCUUCCUGAAGCCAUUUCAGAGUCUGAUAUUUCUUGUUCGAGACUGGAGUUUCCCAUAUGAAUUUUCAUAUGGAGCUGAUGGUGGUGCCAAAUUCUUGGAAAAACGCCUCAAGGUCUCAGGGAACCAGCAUGAAGAGCUGCAGAAUGUUCGGAAACACAUCCAUUCCUGCUUCACCAACAUUUCCUGUUUUCUGCUACCUCAUCCGGGCUUGAAAGUAGCUACCAAUCCAAACUUUGAUGGGAAACUGAAAGAAAUAGAUGAUGAAUUCAUCAAAAACUUGAAAAUACUGAUUCCUUGGCUACUUAGUCCUGAGAGCCUAGACAUUAAAGAGAUCAAUGGGAAUAAGAUCACCUGCCGAGGUCUGGUGGAGUACUUCAAGGCCUAUAUAAAAAUCUAUCAAGGUGAAGAAUUGCCACAUCCCAAGUCCAUGCUGCAGGCCACAGCAGAAGCUAACAAUUUAGCAGCCGUGGCAACUGCCAAGGACACGUACAACAAAAAAAUGGAAGAGAUUUGUGGUGGUGACAAACCAUUUCUGGCCCCUAAUGACUUGCAGACCAAACAUCUGCAGCUUAAGGAAGAAUCUGUGAAGCUAUUCCGAGGGGUGAAGAAGAUGGGUGGGGAAGAAUUUAGCCGGCGUUACCUGCAGCAGCUGGAGAGUGAAAUAGAUGAACUUUACAUCCAGUAUAUCAAGCACAAUGAUAGCAAAAACAUCUUCCACGCAGCUCGUACCCCAGCCACGCUGUUUGUCGUCAUCUUUAUCACAUAUGUGAUUGCGGGUGUGACUGGAUUCAUUGGUCUGGACAUCAUAGCUAGCCUCUGCAACAUGAUAAUGGGACUGACCCUCAUCACCCUGUGCACCUGGGCAUACAUCCGCUACUCUGGAGAAUACCGAGAGCUGGGAGCUGUGAUAGACCAGGUGGCUGCAGCCUUGUGGGAUCAGGCUUUAUACAAGCUUUACAGUGCGGCAGCAACCCACAGACAUCUGUACCAUCAAGCUUUUCCUACACCAAAGUCAGAAUCUGCUGAACAAUCAGAAAAGAAGAAAAUGUGAUCCAUAAUUUUAAAAAAUACAGGUGCAUGACUAAUUGUCAAUUAAAUAUUCAGUUUUAUGUCUCCAGGCAAACAUUCAAAGUGCUUCCAUCAGAACAGAGUAAGAUGCCAAACACCUCUGAAAACUGCACAAUGGUUAGUUCUUCUACUUCAGUGUUUAAUAAGCAAAUGUACGUAAGCAUGGUUAUAUCAUUUUGUUAACAUGUAUAAUUUCCUGAUUUUUGUUUCCAAAUAUGCUACUAUAAUUUAAAGUAUUUGUCUAUUUUUGAUAACAGUCUAUGUGUUCUGCUUGAAUUUACUAAAUUCUCCUGGGUUACAAUUAAACCAUGUAGGGAUGCUAUUCCACUGUUUGGAUAUGCUUAUUUAAUUUCUACAGAAACAUUGUAAAUGGUUUCACAUAACCACCUGUAAAAGCAUAGCAUCAUAUAACUCAGCAGGCUUAAUUUAAUCUAUACCAUCUUCUAUAUACUAUGACCUCUUAUUUUUAAGUACAUUAAAAACUUUUCAGUUGCUUUACUGUAUAUAUAUAUAUUGCUUCUUUUACAUUAUUUAAUAUAGACUAUAAACAUCGUGAUCAAAAAUGCACAAAAAAUCACUUUGUAUAUGUAUUUAAGUUUCACCGCAUUGUAUAUUUUUUCAUUUGGUACACAAAGAAUGUAUUCUUCAUAGGUUUAUUCUUUUAAUAUGUGAACUAUUAUUAAAGUUUACUCGGGUUCCUAAGAUUAAAGACAAAUGCUUACUGAAUUUGAAAA
Molecule: messenger RNA, 2837 nt
Organism: Otolemur garnettii (small-eared galago)
Lineage: Eukaryota; Metazoa; Chordata; Mammalia; Primates; Galagidae
Gene: ATL1
Product: atlastin GTPase 1
Exons: 15
Coding region: 425-2086 (553 amino acids)
Biological process (GO): endoplasmic reticulum organization; protein homooligomerization
Molecular function (GO): GTP binding; GTPase activity
Source: RefSeq, a predicted model, not a curated record